AUGUUCUUGGGUUGUGUUGUCACUCUCAAGGUAUUCGAGGACAACAUCCUGGUUGGGGAGCUGCUUGAAGCUAGAGGCGAAGGGAGAGUGUUGAUCAUCGAUGGCGGAGGAAGCUUGAGAUGCGCUCUGGUGGGUGGGAACAUGAUACAAAGUCAUCCUGCACAAGCUGCUCUCGACUUUGAUGUUGGUGAUGCUUGAAGGCAGCCACUUGUUGACACUAUGUGGCAGCAGUUUCAAUAUAUAUACUUUUGCUUGAGAACUUGUUAUGACAAUGAAGCAAGAGACGUUGCCUUGUCAUCCCGUAGUGCACCUCAGUUUGCACCUCUUCUCACAGAAUGGAUAAAUACUGGAGGUGUGGUUUCUGCUAACACAGCGGCUACUGCUUCAGAAGAAUGUGAAAAGUUGUUAAGAAUGGGUGAUCGGGUGGGUUUAGCUACAUAUGAUAAGAAAAGGUUGUUACUAUAUGCGAUGAUAUCUGAUUCUCGAAGGGGCGUCGAAAGGCUACUAAGAGAUCUAUCAGCUCUUCUCACCACCAAAGAAGAUUUCUUGUGGUUUAAACUGUUAGCCAUCAGGGAGUUCCCUCUUGGAGGUUCAUUUGGUAUCUUUAGUGAGAAUUCAGUCCCCUAUAGUUUAGAGGAUUUGCAGGCUUGCCUAAAUAAGUUUGCAGCAUCAUACUAUACCAAAAAUGGGAAGGACCCUCUUGUAUACCCAUAUAUUCUGCUCCUAAGCAUCCAGUUCCUACACGCUAUCCUCUAUUUGUCUAAAGAAGCAAGAGAUGAAGGGUACAACAUUGAUGCCACUCACAUAGCUAUCGCGCUUGACGACCAUGGCGUCCUUAUGGAAGGUACAGGAGCAGGAUCAAAGUUUGGUGUAAUGGAUGCUUAUGCAGAAGCAUCUAGCAUGAUUUGACAGCAUGGGUAUUCAUAUUUAUGUCUUGGAGAUCUUUCAGUGGCAUUGGAAUAUUUUGCACAAGCUGCUGCUGCUAUAGUCGGUGGUGGACGACUAUCUUGAACUAGAAGGGAAAAUGCAGAUCACAGACAGAGAAGUUUGAUGCUGAAACAACUCCUCACGGAGCUGUUGUUGCGAGAUGGUGGGAUUUUUUUGCUUGGUUCAAGAGGUUCUGGGGAAGAACGUGAAUUGACAAGACUUAUACUGGACGUGAAAACAAGACAACAAUUUAUGCUUGAAGCUGCUCAGCAGUGCUUGGAAGCUGGGAUAUAUGAUAAAGUAUGGCCUUUCUCCCCGUUUUCCUCCCUGUGUAAAAAUUAA
Eucalyptus grandis is the source of this 1269-nucleotide messenger RNA. RefSeq names its product nuclear pore complex protein NUP93A. Gene Ontology annotation, biological process: poly(A)+ mRNA export from nucleus; protein import into nucleus. NCBI's taxonomy places the organism in Eukaryota, Viridiplantae, Streptophyta, Magnoliopsida, Myrtales, Myrtaceae. Gene Ontology annotation, molecular function: structural constituent of nuclear pore. Gene Ontology annotation, cellular component: nuclear pore. The record is from RefSeq and is a predicted model, not a curated record.